GCACUAUCUCCUGAGUUUGCUCAAAUUCAUGUCCAUUGAGUUGGUGAUACUAUCUAACCAUCUCAUCCUCUGUGUAGUACCUAAUGGUAGCUACAUGUCAUUAUGAAAAGUGAAAGUGUUAGUCGCUCAGUCAUGUCUGAGUCUGUCCAUGGAAUUCCCCAGGAAAGGCUACUGGAGUUGGUGCUAUUUCCUACUCCAGAGGAUCUCCCUGACCCAGGGAUUGAACCCUCAUCUCUUGUGUCUCCUGCAUCGGCAGGCAGAUUCUUUACCACUGUGCCAUCUGGGAAGCCCAAAUGUCUGUUUUACUGGAUGCCAAAGCCUGAGAUGAGCAUUUGUUUCAGAGGAAGUGGAAGUACAGCUUUCUGGACUGUAACCCACGAGUUCCACAGGAAGACUCUUUUUGUUGAUAAAAGCACAUCUGGAGAGUGGACCAAAUGUCUGCAAAUGCCAAUCCUCAGAAUGCAAGAGUGGAAGAGGGGCAGGGAGCAUCCAAGGUGGUCUUAGGCUGGUGUCAGGUUCAAGUGGCCACACGAGAUUCUGUGUGUCAUGACCGUCUCUACAGGGCACAUGGCUCAGGGAGUUUGCAUGUUUUAUAUAAAAUUCAAGAUAACCCCAGCAAUAUAAAUGCACUUGUGUCCCAGGGACUUGUUUCCUGUCUCAUCUGUUUCUCAUCUGUCUGACAGUGGUCCUACUGCAGACAUUAUAAAGGUGUCGAGAAGGGUCAUGACACAGUUGGGUCAGGGAGGAGCUUGAGGACUCUCACCCACCCUGGCCAGGGUGCAGCCCCUCUCACUGGCUUCCCAAGGAGCCUAAGGGAACUCUGACUCAUCAGCUUUCCUUCCUCCAGGGAGUGUCCCCAAAACCAGUAAGGAGGACGAGGGACCCCUUAAAACUCAUCCACAUCCUGUGGCCAUGCUGACGUCAGCAUCCACUCUCCUCGCUCCCAGGAUGUUCUGGGUCCUCUUGUUCUUGGCUGCCGUCAGGAGUGCUCAGAGUGGAACCUGGGACAAACCCAACUGCACCAAGGGUGUGGUUUCUGUGUCGAGGGGCAAGCCAGCCACGAUGACAUGUCGCAUCUCCAAUGCCUUCUCCCACAUCAACGUCUCCGUGAAAGUGAACCCCACGGUACCCUGGAAGCUCAUCUGCAGUGUAAAGCCUCCAGGAGACUUCUGCCAGGAUGGAUGGGGUCUCUGGAUUUGGAAGGGCCAGGCGUACCUAAUAACUGAUAAAGCCCAGGACACCCAGGCAGGGCUGUACAAGUGGACUCUGCAGGGACGCCAGAUAAAUACCGAAAUCACCACACUGACCGUCGUAGACCCGCAUUACCUGCCUCUCACACCUCCCACAGGUAGGUGUUUCUAUCUUCAUCCUGGGCAACAGGAGGGGAGCCCCCAGAAAGCCCCCCUUGGGUCUUCCCUCCACAGACACCCUCACCCUCUGUGCCCGGAGCCCUGCUCAUCCCAUGCACCAUGCCCCUGCCAUUCUCCCACCCAUGGGCUUCCCAACCACAGGCGAUGUCCCCCUCAAGGGUGCCCCCAAGGUGGUGGGGGCUUCUGCACAGGUGAACAAAGGAGGGAGGGCCUGCCCGCCCAUUUAUCGCAGGUCAGCAGGUGAGCACACCCCAUUCCGAUCAUAAUCCUGAACACACUGAGCGAGAUGCUGGUAAUCUUCCCCAUCCUUGCCUCGUCAUCCUCCUCAGCCUGCUGAUCUGCACGCUGGCCUAGUGCCGAAGGUGUGGCUCCCUG
Bubalus bubalis (water buffalo) is the source of this 1745-nucleotide messenger RNA. RefSeq names its product secreted and transmembrane protein 1A-like. The transcript has 3 exons. The record is from RefSeq and is a predicted model, not a curated record. Gene Ontology annotation, biological process: immune response. Bases 913 to 1614 code for a protein of 233 amino acids. Lineage: Eukaryota; Metazoa; Chordata; Mammalia; Artiodactyla; Bovidae. Gene Ontology annotation, molecular function: cytokine activity.